UUAUGACAAAAUAAAAAUACUUGUGAUUUCAAUUUAAUUUAGGUGAUUUUAUUUUAAUUUAUUUCAGUGUAAGUGAUGGUGAAAUUCAUCUUUAUUUUAUUAAGUUUAGCCAUAUGUCAUGCAGCCUUAGCUCUAUACUGUUUGGGAAAGUAAAUUCAUGGUGAUCUUUGUGACAAUCACUUACAUUUUAAAUAAAACUUGUAUUCAUAGAGGUUGCAUAUGAAUUCUUUAAAAACAACAUUUACAAAUAUGUGAUCUGAUUAUUCUAAAUCUAAUGAGCCUCCAGUCUGCAAUAUGGCCUUGGUCUCUUGUCUGACAUAACAUCUUGCAGAUUUUCCCUGGGUUCUGAAGCUACUUUUAAUGUACUUCCUCAAGUAUCAGAGACAGAUUAUUUCACCAUCUGGGGUUUGACAAUUAAGAAAUGACUCAAAUUCUCAAGUUCUUUGAUAACUACUUUAGCUCUUUCACACGCAUCUGCUAUUAGAUAGUGUUUAUAAUCUAAAAAUUAUUUAUAUUGUAAUUUUUUUUAAACAGUAACAACAUUCAGGAUGAUUUUAUGUUUAGUAUUAAUAAAGUAACUAUGAAUAAGGAUUUUAUAAAUUUUAUUUGUUGUUUAUAAAAAUUGUAUUGGUUAGAAGCAAAGCAGUUUGAUUUUGUAUUUAGAAUAAAGCAGGAGAGAGUAAAACAGAGCAUUAAAUGUCAAGGACAUUUUUUUCCUAGCACUAGCAUUGUAUGGAAGGAAGCAGUAACCAGAUAACCUAAGAGUCCCAGCUGAUUCUAACCUUCAAAAAGUUUCUCUCUCUUGUGUAAGCCAUCCUCAAUAGAAACUGGUUGGAAAUAUUCUAUGCAUUCUUCAGUCGUAUGGAAACAGUCACUUUGUGUGAUAUCUACAGGUCAUGAAAGGUUCGUUUCUGCUGUCAGUCGUGCUUCUCCAAGCACUGGGCUGUGGUCUUGGGGCAAGGAUACUGGUUGUGCUACCGUUUCCUGCCAGGAGUCACUUUUUCUUCUUGUCAGCCAUCUUGAAAGCCUUGUCUCAGAGAGGACAUCACAUUGUUGAAUAUAGCCCCUUCCCUCCUAGUAAACCUCUUCCUAACUACACCCACGUUGAGGUCCAUACAUUCCUUGAGGAUCUUGUCAAUGAUUGGAGUUUUGAAGAAUUUGAGGAAAUGGCCCAAAAGGACCAGCCGGUUGUUGGUUUAGGAUUUAUGAGUAUAUGGAACAUUUAAAGUGCAGUGUGUGCAGAAGCAUUUCAACAUGAAAACUUUAAAAAACUUAUCAACUCCAAUGAAAAAUUUGAUCUUGUAAUCACAGAAUCUUCAUUUGGACAAGAAUCGAUGCUUGUUUUUGGACACAGAUUUAGUGCACCAACAGUGACUCUGCAGACAUUCUCCUCCUGGAGUGGUAUUAACAAGAAUGCAGGAAAUGCCUUAUCAAUCGCUUUCAUCCCUGAUACCAUCUCAUAUAUAGCCUCAGAUCAAAUGUCUUUCCAUGAGAGAUUCUUGAACUUCAUCUCUACUGUGACGACCCUCUUUAUGUACUACAAUCACCAGCUUCCAUUACAAGACAAUGUACUGAAAGAGAACUACAAGAUGGAUGCUCCCCCUGUAGCUGACAUGGUUAGCAAUGUCUCGCUGUACCUCAUCAACACUCAUCCUACCGUGGAGUAUGCGCAACCUUACACUCCAAAUAUCAUUCCUGUUGGAGGAAUUGUAAUAGAACCUGACAGAACAUCUCUUCCUCAGGACAUCAAGAAAUUCAUGGAUGGAGCAUCCAAAGAGGGGGUGAUUUACUUCAGUUUGGGAACCUUAGUGCCUAUUCAUCGUAUGCCAAAAGAAAAGUUGCAAAUGUUUGUGAAUGUCUUCAGUAAACUAAAACAAAAAGUGCUGUGGAGGAUUAAUCUUGACACCAUACCUGGCCUCUCUGCUAAUGUGAAGCUUACAAAAUGGGUUCCUCAACCAGGGGUCUUAGCUCAUCCAAAUUGUGUUUUGUUCUUGACACAUGGGGGGCUGUUUGGACAACAGGAAGCCAUGCAUGCAGGAGUACCAACUGUUAAUAUUCCGUUUUUUGGAGAUCAGCCAUACAAUGCCAAGUUUGCGGAGCAUCGUGGCAUCGGAGUCAAACUUAUGUUUAACGAUUUGUCCGAUGAAACUAUCUCCACUGCUAUUAGAACUGUCCUGGACAAUCCAAAAUGGUGCCAAGUUGUACAGAGAGAUGUUCUCUGUCUCUGAAUAGAUGGAUCUGCAGAGUGUUCUGGAAAAGAUUCAAACCUACUGUCUUAUUAAUGGAAGGAGUCUGAUUCAAACUAAAUGUUUGGUCACCACCACCAGACCAAGGCAGAGCCAUCAGUUCGACUUUAAGCUCCAGGAUGUUGUUCUUUUCAGGUCAGUGUUCGCGAUCUUGGAGUUCUUUUAACAUUCGACUUCGGUUUGUACAUUACCAAGUUGGUCAACAAGGCCACGAAAAUCCUUGAACUCAUUAGUUGGAAUUGUUGCUGGGGCUACUCUCUGCCAUUUCUCAAAGCUCUCUAUAGUUAACAUGUUUGACCUAUAAUGGAAUACUCCUCUGUGGUCUAGUUACCUUACCAAGUGGGGCAGAUCUCAUUUCUGGACUCUGCUGAGACAAUUCUUCUGGAUGGUUAGUGUUAGGUUCAGCUUACAUGGAUGUAGACCUGCAAGAGGUUCAACACCACUAGCUUCAUAACCUGGAGGUCUGCAGAAAAUUGAUGGACAUGGUGUUCCUCUUCAAGAUCUUAAACGGUCUGAUCGACUGUCCAGAGAUAUUCCAACUCAUCGUUCUUCAUAUCCCUUGUAGAGCACACCAUUGUCAACUAUUGAUCAAAUUCCAAACUAACUACCAGUACUACAAUACCAUACCCAGGCUGAUAAGGACUGGACAUAAAGUGUGCCAACAUUAAAUUCUACGGCUCAGUCUUCGUAAUAUUUGAAAAAAAUUUCAAUGGUUGGAUGAUCUUUGUUUUCUAAGUGAGCUACUUUAUUAGUUUAGAUGUGUUGUGCUCUGUUAUUUGGUUGGUUGCGUUAUACCUAGAUUAUUGCAUUAAAAAAAUGUAAUAUGUUAUAACUUAUAAAGUUACUGUUUCUCAGUUUGUCAUAGUUGCCCAGUCUGUUAUAUUUGUUAUUAUUAUUGUUCAUUGUUGUUAU
Homalodisca vitripennis (glassy-winged sharpshooter) is the source of this 3158-nucleotide messenger RNA. Its product is annotated as UDP-glycosyltransferase UGT5-like. The transcript is spliced from 6 exons. The record is from RefSeq and is a predicted model, not a curated record. NCBI's taxonomy places the organism in Eukaryota, Metazoa, Arthropoda, Insecta, Hemiptera, Cicadellidae. Bases 1335 to 2228 code for a protein of 297 amino acids. Gene Ontology annotation, molecular function: UDP-glycosyltransferase activity.